AUGGUGGUGGGCGUUCCAGGGAGGAAGACCACUGUGUCUUCAGGCCCAUCCCCUGGAACCCUUCGUAAUUACAAUAAACACCAUGAGAUAGACUUUGCAAAAAUUUACCUUGCCAUGCAAAAAGGGCAUAAAGUUUGCAAGAUCAACGUGCUGAAAAAAUGGGACCCUGCUUACAAACUAUUAACUCUGAACAUGGAGACACGACAACUUUUCCUGAACAAACUUGAGCAAACAGCUGUACGAAGUAAACCGACGGUACUGGAUCUACGACAUGUGCGUGAAGUCCAAACGCUGGACUAUAAACUCUCGGCUAUUCAAAUAGGUGACAAAUGGAAGAGGGAUAGAGAGAUUCAGAAUUUUGACCCGUUGAAGAUCCUAGUAAUCUCUUAUGGAACGCAAUUCACCCUUAAGGAAUGGACACUACUCUUUGAAUCAGCUGAAGCGUGUCGAUUAUGGAACGAAGGAGUGCACAAUCUGAUGCUGGAUACUCGCGAUCGCUUCACCUCAAGUCAUUCGGCGCGAAUCGAACGAUUCAUAGCCAAACACUUCUACAAGCUGAUCACACCAGGAUCCGAAUUUGUGGCAAGAAAGCACAUGAAACCGUUUGUACAAACUUCUCUACAGUACAAGGUCCCAUCGAGGCAACUUCAGGAAGUUACCGAGGAUCAAAUGAAUCUGCUACAGUUUUCGAAGGCAACCAGGAAUUUUAUACAUUCUCAACCGUUAUUUUUGUCAAGAUUUGCGGAAUUGUCUGAAAACGGCACUACCGUGAGUUUUGACAAUUUCAUUCGAUUCCUUGAAAAUAUGCAAAGUGAUAAAAUUGCCUCAAACCGAACACGUGUGAUUGAAUUUCUUAGAAGGUGA
Molecule: messenger RNA, 864 nt
Organism: Necator americanus (New World hookworm)
Lineage: Eukaryota; Metazoa; Nematoda; Chromadorea; Rhabditida; Ancylostomatidae
Exons: 6
Coding region: 1-864 (287 amino acids)
Source: RefSeq, a predicted model, not a curated record